AUGGUGAUUGCCCAGCAUCUCCGAGGAUGGAAGAAACUUGCACGUGGUGAAGUACUGGCGGGCACUAAUCCUUCUUGGACUGGAGGUGCCCAUGAGGAAUUUACAUUGGAAGGCUUCUACAAGUGCCUUAUCAGAUGGAUCAUUGUCGAUGACCAGUCAAUCAAUGUCAUCGACUCACGAGAACUUCACAAUCUUUUGACCUACAUCAGCUACGAGCUCAUGGAUGAUGACAUUCCCCAUCGCUCAACUCUCAUGAAUUUAAUAAUUCAGCACUUUUUCAAGGAGUACGGGAAAGUUCUCCUUGAAAUCAAGGAUGCAGCAGGGCGUGUUUCCUACACGGCUGAUGCUUGGUCACACAACGAUCUAUCUAGCUUCCUUGCUAUCACUGCCCAUUACAUGUACAUCACGCCUGAAGGUCACCUGGUGCUCCGCAAUCGCCUCAUCACAUUUCAUCAUCUUGAAGGCAGUCAUGACGGCAAGAAUCUUGCAGAUGUCUUCUUCCAUGUACUCCAGGAGGUUUCUGGCCUCGAUUGUAUUGGAAUGAUCACCCUCAAUAAUGCAGGGAAUAAUGACACCAUGAUGAAAGGGCUCGAAACUCGUCUCCGUGCAUGA
Molecule: messenger RNA, 612 nt
Organism: Cyclocybe aegerita
Lineage: Eukaryota; Fungi; Basidiomycota; Agaricomycetes; Agaricales; Hemipholiotaceae
Source: the annotation of a GenBank genome assembly